Molecule: messenger RNA, 5953 nt
Organism: Coregonus sp. 'balchen'
Lineage: Eukaryota; Metazoa; Chordata; Actinopteri; Salmoniformes; Salmonidae
Source: the annotation of a GenBank genome assembly
AUGUCUGACAAUCAGCUGGUAUGAUCACAUAUAAAUAUUUGGUGUGAUGUUAGCCAAAGCCACUGGCAAUCUGCUAGGCUAGCCAUAACUUGUAACAACGUUGCUAGUCUAGCUUGGUCGCCACUUGUCUGAAAUAUGAAGAACCAUUUUGACUUAACAUCUGCGUCCAAGAUAUGAAAUGUUUUCUCUCACAAAUAACUUUGCCCUAAGGGAGUGAACAUUAUUUAUAGUAAGGGUUACAUGGAGAAAAUCGGUCCUCUGAAAAUUAAAAUGGAUGGCCCUCCCUUCAGCAAAUUAAUUUUACCUAGGCUAAACCCUCACUGUACGCUUGAAAAGGCUAAACCCUUCCCUAUACCCAACAUAAUAAUUACAACAAAGUGGAUAGCAGAGAACAUGUAUACCGUUUACCCUCACUUCUUGGACAGGCCAGAGCCUUAGAUAUGCAGUUUUAGCAACUGUUAGUCAUCCUGUACGCAUUACAUGGCAACGCAGGAAUGUUGAUAGCGCACAGGGCUGCGGACCAGAAGGUUGUGGGUUCGCAUACCACCAUGGAUGAGUAGGGGUGGAAAGAUUAAUUUUAUAGUAAAAACAUUGCUUGAAUCUAUCAUCGUAUUUGCAGGUCCGAGAAAAAAAGGUGCCAUUUAUAAAAAUAUUAUGCAGUUCUACAUCAUUUUACAUAUUAGCAGAAUAUAUUUUUUUUAUAAACUGGGUGGUUCGAGCCCUGAAUGCUGAUUGGCUGACAGCAGUGCUAUAUUUAAGCAAUGUGGCCCGAGGGGGUGUGGUAUAUGUCCAAUAUACCACGGCUAAGGGCUGUUCUUACGCGCUGCACUAUGCGGAGUGCUAGGACACAGCCCUUAGCCGUGGUAUAUUGGCCAUAUAUCACAAACCUCAGAGGUGCCUUAUUGCUAUUAUAAACAGGUUACCGACGUAAUUAGAGCUGUAAAAAUAAAUGUUUUGUCAUACCUGUGGUAUACCACGGCUUUCAGCCAAUCAGCAUUCAGGGCUCAAACCACCCAGUUUACAACAGACCGUAUACCACGGGUAUGACAAACCAUUUAUUUUUACUGCUCUAAUUACGUUGGUAACCAGUUUAUAAUAGCAAUAAGGCACCUCGGGGGGUUUGUGAUAUACAGUGCAUUCGGAAAAUAUUCAGACCCCUUGACUUUUUCCACAUUUUGUUACGUUACAGCCUUACUCUAAAAUUGAUUACAUGUAAUGUUUUCCUCAUCAAUCUACACACAAUACCUCAUAAUGACAAAGCGAAAACAGGUUUUUAGAUUUUUUUGCAAAUGUAUUACAAAUAAAAACAGAAAUACCUUAUUUACAUAAGUAUUCAGACCCUUUGCUAUGAGACUCGAAAUUAAGCACAGGUGCAUCUUGUUUCCAUUGAUAAUCCUUGACAUGUUUCUACAACUUGAUUGGAGUCCACCUGUGGAAAAUUAUAUUGAUUGGACAUGAUUUGGAAAGGCACACACCUCUCUAUAUAAGGUCCCACAGUUGACAGUGCAUGUCAGAGCAAAAACCAAGCCAUGAGGUCGAAGGAAUUGUCCGUAGAGCUCAGAGACAGGAUUGUAUCGAGGCACAGAUCUAGGGAAGGGUACCAAAACAUUUCUGCAGCAUUGAAGGUCCCCAGGAACACAGUGGCCUCCAUCAUUCUUAAAUGUAAGAUGUUUGGAACCACCGAGACUCUUCCUAGAGUCUGGCCGCCUGGCCAAACUGAGCAAUCGGGGGAGAAGGGCCUUGGUCAGGGAGGUGACCAAGAACCCGAUGGUCACUCUGACAGAGCUCCAGAGUUCCUCUGUGGAGAUGGGAGAAGCUUCCAGAAGGACAACCAUCUCUGCAGCACUCCACCAAUGAGGUCUUUAUGGUAGAGUGGCCAGACGGAAGCCACUCCUCAGGUCCCCUGUAGCUCAGUUGGUAGAACAUGGCGCUUGCAACGCCAGGGUUGUGGGUUCGUUUCCCACGGGGGGCCAGUAUGAAAAUGUAUGCACUCACUAACUGUAAGUCGCUCUGGAUAAGAGUGUCUGCUAAAUGACUGAAAUGUAAAAUGUAAAAGGCACAUGACAGCCCGCUUAGAGUUUGCCAAGAGGCACCUAAAGGACUCUCAGACCAUGAGAAACAACUCUGGUCUGAUGAAACCAAGAUUGAACUCUUUGGCCUGAAUGCCAAGCGUCACGUCUGGAGGAAACCUGGCACCAUCCCUACGGUGAAGCAUCGUGGUGGCAGCAUCAUGCUGUGGGGAUGUUUUUCAGCGGCAGGGACUGGGAGACUAGUCAGGAUCAAGGGAAAGAUGAACAGAGCAAAGUACAGAGAUCCUUGAUGAAAACCUGCUCCAGAGCGCUCAGGACGUCAGACUGAGGUGAAGGUUCACCUUCCAACAGGACAACGACCCUAAGCACAUAGCCAAGACAACGCAGGAGUGGUUCAGGACAAGUCUCUGAAUGUCCUUGAGUGGCCCAGCCAGAGCCUGCAGAGAAGAAUGGGAGGAACCCCCCAAAUACAGGUGUGCCAAGCUUGUAGGGUCAUACCCAAAAAGACUUGAGGCUGUAAUCGCUGCCAAAGGUGCUUUAACAAAGUACUGAGGAAAGGGUCUGAAUACUUAUGUAAAUGUGUUAUUUCAGUUGUUUAUUUUUAAUAAAUGAGAAGAAGAAAAAUCAAGCAGUUUUUGCUUUGUCAUUAUGGGGUAUUGUGUGUAGAUUGAGGGGGGGGGGGGAACAAUUUAAUCCAUUUUAGAAUAAGGCUGUAACGUAACAAAAUGUGGAAAAAGUCAAGGGGUGUGAUUAGUUUCCGAAGGCACUGUAGCCUAAUAAGCAACUAAUUCUAAAACAUUGAGAAAUAUUGAAAUUUCAUCAAUUGCAAAUUACAUGACCCUCCCCUGGACUAGAUAGAAAACGAAACUCUCCCCUUGACUGAAAUUGAAAAAGCAUGACCCUCCCCCAUUUUCCUCCCAGGUAACCAUCCUGUAAAUUUCGACCCCUCCCUAAGUAUCAGCACCAGUCAUCAUGACUGUCUAUCAUGAUAGUGGUUAAAUGACUAGCUACCAGGAAAAAUGUGCUCAGUAGAUUUGGGCUUAAUUUAGUCAUUGUUGAAUCAUACUGAACAAAUAUAGCUCUGUACUAGUCACCUCUCAACCCUAAUCGUUUCCAUUGUGACCCAGCAGCCUGUCAUUGCAGUUUACAUUUACAUUUUAGUCAUUUAGCAGACGCUCUUAUCCAGAGUGCAUAAAUUUUCAUACAGUUCUAAUGUCAUCUUUAUUUUCUUGCCAGUGGUGCUGAUCGGAGACUCUGGUGUAGGGAAGAGUAACCUGCUGUCCCGUUUCACACGGAAUGAGUUCAACCUGGAGAGCAAAAGCACCAUCGGUGUGGAAUUCGCCACCCGCAGCAUCCAGGUGGACGGCAAGACGAUAAAGGCCCAGAUCUGGGAUACAGCUGGACAGGAGCGCUACAGAGCCAUCACUUCAGCGUGAGUGGAGGAGGGUGCUCACUGCUCAAUAAUGUUAAGGAUACUCAUCUUCCUGUAACCUGCCCUUUAUAGAACUAGCAUAUUUUGAUAGUACUGAAACCAUUCUGUGAAAUCUUUCUCUAUCUUAGUCUCACAACCUUUGACCUCCUAUCCCUGCUCUGUCCCAAUCAGGUACUACCGGGGAGCGGUGGGGGCUCUCCUAGUGUACGACAUUGCCAAGCAUCUGACCUAUGAAAACGUGGAGCGCUGGCUGAAGGAGCUGAGGGAUCAUGCUGAUAACAACAUCGUCAUCAUGCUGGUGGGCAACAAGAGUGACCUGCGCCACCUCAGGGCAGUGCCCACAGACGAGGCUCGCGCCUUCGCAGGUAAACAACAAAAACACAGGAGUAGAUGACAGCUCACUCCGGGGACAAAGAUGGUUAAGAAGACAUCCCUGUUUGUCUCAACUCAAUCUUAUCUCUUUUUAUCCCUCAGAAAAGAAUACGCUAUCAUUUAUUGAGACAUCGGCUUUGGACUCCACUAAUGUAGAAGAGGCGUUCAAGAACAUCCUCACAGGUAAUAGACAGGGGCCACUAUACAAGACUAUUUACAUUAGUUAGUUUCAAGUCAAAUUGUUUGAUUUCUUACACUUGAAUGGAAUUGCUGCUGUAUUAAGGCACCUGAUUUUUCUCUCCACAGAAAUCCACCGAAUUGUAUCACAGAAGCAGAUAGCUGACAGAUCAGCACAUGACGAGUCUCCAGGCAACAAUGUAGUAGACAUCAGUGUCCCCCCCACCACCGAUGGGCAGAAAAACAAACUGCAGUGCUGCCAAAGCCUGUGACCCACAAUACCACCUUCCUACCCCCACCCCUUACUCCUCUCUCUUUUCUCCUGUGUGUUGUACUUCUGCUGUCUCUAUUCCUCCAUGUGUUUUAGAAGUCUCCUAGAAAAUCUGACUUUCUAGAUAACAUUCCUUUCUCCCUUUUUUUCCCUCAUGUUCUUUGUUCGUCUGUACGCUAUCCUCUUCUAACCUCAAAGCUCAUGUCUUUUAACAAGUGAUAGGAUUUUUGUCUAUUUUGUGUUCAGGCUCUGAUUGUGUGAUCCAAUCCUGUAGAAGGAAUGGUGAGAGAUCAGUUUGUCCUGUGCUUCCGGUUGCCUUGCUGCUGUCCUCAAGGUCCCUGUCCUGAGUGUGGCAUGAAAGAAAAGAACAGAGACCUGGGUAGUGACUGACUUAGGCUGAUAUGAAGUGUUUCUGAAAAUGUUGUUUUUUUGUUAAGCCUGUGGCUCACAGAGAUGCCAAAGUGUGGCUGUGAUCAUUUUCAAUCUAAAACCUCAUCUAAACAGUAAAUUUGCAGAGGCACAUUUGUCAAGAUUGGACUUUUCCCAAUUUUAUCAUGCGCUUUGUUUCACUAUUGUUAGCUGCAGCCACUGUGUUCUCUAUGUAAUUAGUUUAUACUAUGAACUAAUCCAGUAGUCCGACUACAAUUGAAAGCAAAUGUGAAUAUGCAUCUUGUGUCCUGCCAAUCAUUUCAAUGGAACUCGCCAUGUAAAAUCAACAACUAAUUCCGAAGGACUCUAACGUCUUCAAAUCACAACACUUAGCUUGCUUGGUUUGGGGAGGAGGCAGAUAUACAGUAACACUCUAUAUCUAGGGUGGAGGAUGCUUUCAUUGCUUCACUCUCUACUCAAACCAUUAAAGCCUCUAAAAUGUUGUUGACAGUGGAAUUUUAAGAAAGGAAGGUUGCUCUUGUAUGGUUGGCUAUAAUGCCUUAUGUCUCCCCUUUCUAGUAGAAUUGCCUGUACAUAAUUUUCUGUCACAGGUCCAACUUUUAAAUCAAUAAAUACAUCUGUUAAUUUGCCAUUUCAUCAAGGAGCAUUGAAAUGAAAUAAACCAAAUUAAUGUCACUUGUUGACAGAUAUUUUCUUUGAACAUCAAGAACUUUCCUCUCAAGCCUUAUAAUGCUGAAACAUGGCCUGCUGAACUUCUAGUGGUCUAGUUAUAUAGUAUAACUAACAUUGAAUGCGUGAUACAGAAAUACAUGUUCACAUAACUGCUAUCAGUAGGACCAAUAUCUCAAUUACAACUUUACAGUGCAAUGUGAGACUUAUUUACAGAUUUUGAAGAAUUGAAUGCAGAAAAUGUAAGAGUGCACUGAAAUGUAAUGGUAGACUUAUGAAAUAUAGACUCAGUUGAAUAAGUUCAAAGACUUAACUUCAAAGUACUGUACAUGCUCACCAGAAAAUUGUGUGUUCAUUAGAUAUUAAGUAAAUUGCAACUUUGAUAAAAUGUCUGAAUUUUUUCCUGAAUUUUUUCCCUUUAUGCCUGAUUACCUUUACAGUCAUUAAUUUCAGUCAUUCUGAAUAGUUUAUUUUAUUUUAGGAAAAAAAAAAUCCCAUUAAGAAAAUAAGGGUAUUUCAUUUAUUUUAUUAAGUGCAAUCCACUAUGUAAAUAUAAGUCGCUUAAUUUGUGAAUGAGUAAUUAAACGUGGAUAAAUACAUUGCCAAACAAAA